UCAUCCUUACCGUCUGUGUCGCUGUCGAUUUCGGAAGCGGCUACCACGCCGUUAUCGAUUCCAGCGCCAUCGGUCGUCUCAUCCGAAGGCUCACCUAACUCGAAUGAUCUACAAACCCAGAAAACCUUCGUUCCUCGGCGAAGUCGAAUUUCCGACAAGUCUGUGCUACCAAUUUCUGCGGAUAUUGCAAGAAAUCGAGAUUUUUACCGUACGAAUGAUGUCCGUCCACCGUACACAUAUGCAUCGCUUAUACGGCAGGCUAUUAUGGAAUCACCUGAAUGUCAAUUGACGUUGAAUGAGAUCUACACCUGGUUCACCGAGACGUUUGCAUACUUCCGAAGAAAUGCCGCCACCUGGAAA
Messenger RNA from Ostertagia ostertagi, 360 nucleotides. The record is from the annotation of a GenBank genome assembly. NCBI's taxonomy places the organism in Eukaryota, Metazoa, Nematoda, Chromadorea, Rhabditida, Trichostrongylidae.